UAAGGCUUCCUCCGUGCACUGAUAUGUGUCUCUCCCUCCUCCUCCUCCCCAGACCUCCCUCCGCUCUCUCCCUCCUCGCCUGGCGAUGAACAGCUGCCUUUGCAUGAAAAGAAGGGACGGUUUUCCACGCCUUACAGAACGCACUAUAAUGCCUGAGGUUCGGGACCUUUCAGAUGCUUUGUCUGACCUGUCUAUGGAUCCCAUCACUGGUGUUGGGGUAGUAGCAUCAAGGAAUAGAGCACCUACAGGCUACGACGUGGUUUCUCAGACAACAGACGGCCUGGAUGCAGAUCUUUGGAAAGAUGGUUUAUUUAAGUCCAAGGUGACAAGAUAUCUUUGCUUCACGAGAGUCUUCUCAAGAGAAAAUAGCCAUUUAGGGAAUGUCUUGGUAGACAUGAAAUUGAUUGAUAUAAAGGACACAUUACCUGUUGGCUUUAUACCCAUCCAAGAGACAGUUGACACACAGGAAGUUGCCUUUCGAAAAAAGCGUCUGUGCAUUAAGUUUAUCCCAAGAGACUCCACGGAGGCUGCCAUCUGUGACAUCCGCAUCCUGAGCCGCUCAAAACAGGCCCCACCUCAGUAUACGUUCAUAGGGGAGCUGAACAGUAUGGGCAUCUGGUAUCGAAUGGGGAGAGUUCCACGGGCUCCAGAGUCUCCACAACCUUCAACGCCUUCAUCCCCAUCUGCAGUGGUCACAUCUGCAUCUGCUCCAAACCUCCCAAGACAUAUAUCUCUGACGCUUCCUGCCACAUUCCGAGGUAGAAAUAAUACCCGUCCAGACUUUGAAAAUCAGCAGUCCAACCUGUAUGCAAUAUCAGCAAUGGAUGGCGUCCCUUUUAUGAUUUCCGAGAAGUUUGCAUGUGCGUCAGAGGCGAAAGAGGUUUCUUUGUUUCAGAUGCAGCAGGUUGAUCUUUUGGGCAUUACGAUCAAGUCCCUGGCCGAAAUAGAAAAAGAGUAUGACUACAGCUUCAGAACAGAACAGAGCGCUGCUGCCCGCCUGCCUCCCAGCCCUGCCCGGUGCCAACAGAUGCCCCCAUCGUGAGAUCCAGGAAGGUGGCUAAUGCAUUUGGCGCGCACAAGUACUACUGAGCAGAACCCAUUGCUGCUAACCAUAACUUCUAACCCCCUGCCCUGCCGGAGCGGCAGACGUGAAGAGUUGGUGGAGUUUUUUGUUUGUUUUUUUUCUAACAGAUUCUGUUUUUUUGUAUUGGUAUUUUGUAUAUAUAGCUACUUAAAAAAAAAAAAAAAAAAUCCCCCCCUGUUGAGUUGUAUUAUCAGUGCUGAGCCCUCCGGCUCGCAACGCUCCAGUGUUAACCUGUACUCAGUUUGUCUGCACACUUCCAGUCCCUCCCUAGUGGCGGUAUCCACGAGCAUUCAGGGACAGUGGCAUGUGAUGAUGCGGUAUCGCUUUAACCAAACACUGAGCACAUACUUCAUCUGUGAUCACAUCUGGCACGUGCCGAAGCCUGCACGUGCUUCAAUAAAAAGUGGAUUGUGCGUGGCAGAUGUGGAGACCCCAUCAUGUUCAGAAAUGUGAUGGUCUUGUGAUUAUUCCAUAGGUUUUAAAGGGGAAGGUCCAAGCUUGAGUCUCCUUUUUUUUUAAUGAACAGUUCCCACUCUUGUACAUAAGGUUUUGCCUGGGAUUGCUGCUCCGCCUGACACCCUUAAACGGGACCGAGCUGCAAUGCUAGACACAGCCUGUGGACAAGAGUGGCACUGUUUCUGGAAGCAUGCCCUUUUUUCUAUUCUAAACCUGGUCUGGCAUAUAAGAUAAAUGCUGGCGAUUUUGGCAGGACCGUCUGACCAUUGGAGCCCCAUGCGCAUGACUCUAUUUGGUUUUCUUAUAUAGAUCCUGUCCGUGUUGCAUCCACAUUUUCUGCAGACCCAUUGACUUUGAUGGGUCUGCAGUCCACAUUUUGCAGACGUGUAGGACAUGUUGUAUCUGUUUUCGGCAUGGAUAUACGGAUGCGCAAAGCAUCCAUCUGUCCAUUCCGCAAAAAGAUAGACUGUGCAAAAUGCGGACCAAGGACCCAUUGAAGUCAGUGGGUCUGCAAAAAAUGUGGAUGCAACACGGGCAGCAUCCGUAUUUUGUAGAUCCACGAGUUGUGACACCCAAAAUGGACACUAUGUAUGGGGACCUCCUGACCAUCCUGAUGCCAGAUGUUGGGGAGAUAUAAGGAUUGGGCACUUGGAUUUCAACGACCCCUUUUUGUUCUCGCGGAGAGUUGUCUUGCAGCAGCUUUUCCCACUCUUCCUAUUCAGGACACGUGCAUGCUCAGCCAAGCCGAGCCUGCACAUGUAUGUAGGGGCCACUAGACACUUUUUGAAAGUGCCCCUGUCUUCAUAUAAGGUUCCAUAUCAGUCCAUGGAAGCCCUCAACAGCCUAUUGAAAUGUCCUAGUGUUUGUAACUCCAGGCUUGAAAGACCUCAAGCCAAUGUGAAAGGGAAGAUACAGGUUCAGAAGAAAAUUAAAGUUCUUAAAUAUUCUUCAGUAGAAUUAUUAAUGGGUGACUACUAUCGUCACUUCCGUCCUCAUGGUCUCCCUUGGAGACAUCCUUCACAAGUUGCUUUGUAGGGAAUAUAGCACAAUGUUCUCUGAUUUUCUAGCCAUAGUGUCUAAAACGUGUGCUUCCCCUUUAAAUGUGAAACUUUCAGCCAUAAACGUGGUAGCAAUGGAAAAAUCUUAGGACCUUGUUCACACAUAUGACCCAUGUUAGCAACCCUUCCUCUGAAGUUUCUUCUAUAGAAGCUUGUACAGCACAAAUAGCCUUGGAUGAAGUCAGCAGUGUGUAGUAGACCAUAGGUUGGGCAAGUCCCACCCGUCAAUAGUAUGGGUGUUGACAGAACAUAUAUCUUCAGCUGGGCCAUACAUUUGCAAAAUGGACCAAUUUAGACUAUGUAACUUAAAGGGAUUUUCUGAUGAUACAGAUUUUUUUUUUUGCAAGUGGGCACAGCCUGCCCCCUAAAACAGAAGAUUCAUGCUUACCUGCUCCACUCCACCCAGGUCAUCUUCUGAUGCCCGCACAGUUUUCUUCCGGCGGUGCAUGGGCAUGGUUACAUGCACGGCUCCAGACAAUGACUGGCUUCAGCAGUGAUGUGGCCACCAACGCCACACAUCAGCUGCUAAAGCCAGUCAUUGGCUGGAGUGGUGCAUGGGACCAUGCCCAUUCCACUGCCGGAAGAUGGAUGUAGCGAAGGCAGCAUGGAAGACUGGAGCGGCAGGGAGCAGGUAAGUACGACUCUUCUGUUUCAAGGGGCAGGCUGCAGGCAACUGCUAAAAAAAAAUAAAAAAUCUGCAUUAUCGGAAAACCCCUUUAAAGCUGAUCUCUACAUCAAGACCUUCAGUUUUGUUAGAAAUGACUUAUGUACACAACGUUGUAUUAUCUGUCGAAAUUCAUUAGUCCUACCCCCAUAGCUUAAAGAGCACUAUUUUGGGCAUUGGUUGGGUACAGUUUGUGCCCAUAGAUUUUGGAGUUAAGCUGACCGUUUAAAUUACAUGAAUGUUGGCCAAAGCCUCCUAUUUAGGCUCGACCGAUCAACCAUCUAAUGUACAUGGGGACCCUCCAUGAAGGCAAAUGUUGAGGGAGAGACAGAUUGGCUGUUGGACUUCGACACGCCCGUUCCUUUUGUUCUAAGAUGAGAUAAGCUGCUGCCAGGGGUAUGGGACAGAGGCUUUCUCCUCAUUAGGAGCCAAACAUGCGUGUGUAUAUAAAGGGAUAGCUGUCGGCCAAACAUACACAUUAGAUAGUUGUUGCUCAAAUGCUUGGCCAGCCUAAGGGGCAUAGUCAUUGAUCAGACUUCAAUUCCAGAGUUUGUUCACGUGGGCUGUCCUCAGGAUAGGCCAUCACUAGCUGAUUGGCACUGGUCCGGCACCUCUCACCCCCGCCAAUCAGUUUUUUUGUGUAGUUCUGUCACCAGAGCAUCCCCAACAUUGUACGGCACUCGUCACUCACUUCUAUGGGAGCAGUGCUGCAGUUGACGAUACCCUGUAGCUCCGGUGACCACUUCUGAUGGCGUGUUACACAGAAGAGCUGAUCGGUGGGGGUGCGUAAUGCCGGAUCUUCACCGUUCAGCUAGUGAUGGCCUAUUCGGAGGCUUAAAGUGUAAUUCUCAUUCUUUUUUAUUUUAUUUUUGUAAUGUAUAGGGGCAGUAAUACUGACCAUUUUUGUAAUAUAUUUUAAUUACUGAAAUUGUACAUUUCUAUUAGAAAAAUAGCUCUAAAGUGGCCCAUUUUGAGCCUUAGCAAUGCUCCUCUGUCUCCUGUUUACAUAACUGUAGAGACUUGCGCAACACUGUGUUAUGUAAACAGAAGACAGAGGAGCUAAGGCUCAAAAUGGGCCACUUUAGAGCUAUUUUUUCUAAUAGAAAUGUCCAAUUUUAGUAACUAAAGUAUAUUACAAAAAUGUUCAGUAUCACUGCCCCUAUACAUUACAAAAAAAAAAAUAACAUGACAGUUACACCUUAACAACCCCUUUAACAACUCAAAAAUAUUAACAAUAGCAGGUAAUGAGAAAUAACUCCUCAUUUCUCUUUGGAUGUUCAUUUCUAAUGACCUUCUGAUCGCCUCCGCUCCUUCCACAAAUACUUUUGUGUGAAUAAAAGCAAAGCGCAACAAUGGUAAUUUUCUUGCUUCAUGAAGCUAAAAGCAGAUUAGAUGUUAGACAGAUGGCGUGAGCCAGAUAGUCUUGUGGGGCGUUUGAAAUUCUUUUUGUAUCAGGCACAUCCAGGAUACAUUUCAUAACCGACAGAUUUUGCGUAAUUAUUCUUCUAAAUUAAAAAUGCUGGAGGUUUACGAGAGGCAGUUCUGCAGGCUGUAACACAAUAUUGUGCGAGAGCCGGACUCUUAAUUAAAUCUUGAAUGGACUUUAGAAGAAAUGUAUUCUGUAAUUUCAAAAAAGGAAGAUGAUGAACCGGUUGAGUUAGUCAAUCAUUGAAUAUUUUAACUGGUUGUAUGGCCAUGGGGACUGAAGUUUUUUUGGGAUAGUUUAUUUGAACAGCAUAUUAAAAUUUUAUGGGUUUCCCGAUUUGCAGAAACUUCAGAAAUAAGUAUGCGGACCGUCAUCUGCUCUUGAAACCCUCAUCAAUAAGGGAUAUCUGUAACCAACCCGUUAAUUUUCCAUCAUUUAGGAUCUUCAUACCUUAAGAUACACUAAUAUCAAUGUCAGUUAUUUUGAAGUUAAAGGGAUUGUCUGGGAUUUUGAUAGCCUAUCCUCAGAUGUCUGAUUGGAGGGGGUCCAGUGCCUGACAACCCCCACCGAUCAGCUGUUUGAAGAGGCUGCCGCACCACAGUUUACCGAGCACAGUGCCAUACAUUGCAAAGUGAAUGUGCUUGGUAUUGCAGCUUACUCCCUCUCACUUGAAUUGGGUCUAAGCUGUGCGUAGGCCAUGACUGAUGAACGUGAUGUCACUGGCCUAGGAAGAAGUCACAGCGCUCACUAGAGUGCCUCUUCAAA
Bufo bufo (common toad) is the source of this 5453-nucleotide messenger RNA. RefSeq names its product multivesicular body subunit 12B (gene MVB12B). The transcript has 10 exons. The record is from RefSeq and is a predicted model, not a curated record. Gene Ontology annotation, cellular component: late endosome; ESCRT I complex. The coding region runs from base 86 to 1042 and encodes 318 amino acids. Gene Ontology annotation, biological process: regulation of epidermal growth factor receptor signaling pathway; viral budding; virus maturation. NCBI's taxonomy places the organism in Eukaryota, Metazoa, Chordata, Amphibia, Anura, Bufonidae.